CACCUCCAAGAUGUGCCGUGGUACCGCUAAAACACGACGUGUCAACACAGGCUUAUUACUACAGAGAAGAGAAGAAAAACAAAGCCGUCCAAGUCUGGCCAAUCCGGAAGAAUGUCGGAGUCAAUACUUCCUUUACGGAGGACAUACCACGGAAGGAAGUGAACCGUUUACACUCUGUUGCGGUGUACAUGGCCAGGAAGUACGUGGUCUAUGAAGACUGCCUCCUUCCAUUGUUCAAGACUUGUCCRGUCUGUCGAGGCUCCUGCAGCAUCGACAAGUUCAUCCAAGAYACCCUGCUCACCGUCAACCAGUUCUGCAACCACUGUGACCACCGGAGCCAAUGGAAGAGCCAGCCCUUUAACCUCCCAGCUAGAUACCUGUCCUCUUCAGCAGCUSCAACAUCGACUGGCACAACGGAUGCUUCGAUUGGCAUAACAACUGGCACCACUACUGGCACAUCCACUGACGCUCUGACUGACUCCUCAACUUGCACCUUCAAUUCUCAGACCCUGAAGACAGCGGAGGACGGUGAUCUUCUGUUGGAGAAUUACGAUGGCGAUAUUUGCAACAAGGGUCUGGAGGACGUUCAGACCCUGGUGUUUGAGACAACCUUCUGUAUGCAUGACGACGUCAAAGCCACGAAGAAGAUAUGUCAACGUCAGUCCUUGGAGGAGGAGACUGAGGAGGAGGAGGAGACUGAGGAGGAGGAGGAGACUGAGGAGGAGGAGGAGACUGAGGAGGAGGGCUCCGAUGUGGAGUGGCAACCUGAGGUUGAGUUAAGUGCUCUUCUAGCCUCAGAUUCCGAAUGGGAUUCCCGAGCGCUCUGCCCGGAUUGUGGCACGUUUAUCAAAGGCUCCAAGGCUCACGUCUGCGAGCAUGCCAAGCCGUUUGUCUGCCAGGACUGUGGCAAGCGGUUUGUUAACGAGACCUCUCUCAACAUUCACCGAAGAAUCCACAAGCCAGGCUACGUGCACGGGUGCAAGUACUGCCUCAAGCCAUUCCAGAGCAGGCCRGAGAAGCUGAGGCACGAGGAGUGUCACCCGAGUGUAGAAAAGCCCUACGAAUGCCCCGACUGCCCCAUACGAUUCAGCGACAUUAAAGCCCGGGACGGCCACCUUCAAAGCCACAGAGGGCCCACAUGGUACAUUUGCGACAUCUGCAAAAUGGAGUUUACAAGGAGUAGCUACCUGGAAAGACACAUGCUAGUCCACAGCGGGGAGAAGCCCUACACAUGCCCAGAGUGCCAGCACUCCUUCAACCAGGCGAGCCACCUCAAGUCUCACAUGCGCCUUCAYACGGGCGAGAGGCCGUACAAGUGCCAGCAUUGUGACAGGUACUUCAACCACAACGUGAGUCUGAAAAGCCACGUCCAGCGCUACCAUCCGGACCCUGCCCCUGGGACCAAGGAGAAGAAACGGGAGCCAGUCUCAAACUCAGACACUCUGACUGAACAACAGCUAGUGACCGAGGAGAGUCGAAAGACAAAUGCAGGGUCUGGGCAGGAAAGAGUGAAGAGGGUAGGGAGGAAGAGGAAACGCCUGACCUUUGACCCUGAGGAGUUGGGGGAGAGUGAGCGCAACAGUGACUCAGACUUCAACCCAGGGGCAGAAGAGGGCGGUAGCAACAAGAAGACUACAGGCAGACCAAUAGGCAGGCCGAGAAUGAGACCAGGGACCACCAGAGAGAUGUAUACGGGAAGUGUGACUAAAGAGCAUGAUGGAUCCAACCUGAAUGAACAGUGGGAGGAGGACAGGGGGACCAAAAGGAAGGGGGAGAGGGAGACCAAGAACCAUUGAAGAGAUGCAUGAGGGAACUGCUWGCAAAGAGCUUGAUGAAUCAAACCUGAAUGAACAAGUGCCAUCAAUAGACGGCUCUUUCUGAACUUUUAGAGAGUUGUUGGCCAAUUCAAAAUGUAGAUGAGGCUUGACCCGAUGCUAAAUUAACUGUUAGUUAUUGAGGAUUUGUCUGUUCCCCCCCCCUAUAUUUUUUUACACGUUGAAGAAAAAUACUGAUGAUUUGACAGAAAUGUCCAUAAGGUUCAAGAUUCUACUCUAAAGCAGGGUCAACAAGGAAACUGUCAACACGUCCCAAGUUGUACCCCAUUCCCUAUACAGCACACUACUUUUGAACGGCCUACAUUGCAUUGAUUUCAGACACCGUUGCGUUGAGCCAUGGCCAUAAGCCUACCACCUGAUUCCUKAUGUUCAACAUUUUGUGUUUUAGCRAACCUGAUGAGUUGCUGUCUACAUUAUGAUCAGUUAAGAAGAAAAGUGACAGACAAUGCGAAGUGCCUCCUAUACUUGUCGUUGAUAAGCGGUUAUCUUGGAUUGUAAUUCCUAUCUUUUGCAGACAAGAUUGUAAUAAACGUCAUUAUAAACCGGGUGAUUCGAGCCCUGAAUGCUGA
Salvelinus sp. IW2-2015 is the source of this 2404-nucleotide messenger RNA. Its product is annotated as zinc finger protein 345-like. Gene Ontology annotation, biological process: regulation of transcription by RNA polymerase II. Lineage: Eukaryota; Metazoa; Chordata; Actinopteri; Salmoniformes; Salmonidae. The record is from RefSeq and is a predicted model, not a curated record. Gene Ontology annotation, molecular function: DNA-binding transcription factor activity, RNA polymerase II-specific; RNA polymerase II cis-regulatory region sequence-specific DNA binding.